Molecule: messenger RNA, 4320 nt
Organism: Pan troglodytes (chimpanzee)
Lineage: Eukaryota; Metazoa; Chordata; Mammalia; Primates; Hominidae
Gene: VGLL2
Product: vestigial like family member 2
Exons: 4
Coding region: 738-1691 (317 amino acids)
Biological process (GO): regulation of DNA-templated transcription
Cellular component (GO): nucleus
Source: RefSeq, a predicted model, not a curated record
GGAGGGGUACCCGGACUCCCACAUCCUGUCUGCCACGACCCGGACUCCCUAGGGGAUUCCAAGGGACAGCACCGUCCUCCCCACACAUCAUCAGGAACCGAAAGCAGAGAAUUUGCCCCACCUCGGCACUUCUGGAAGCACCCACUCAACUACAGUAUGAGACAAGGGCUUUCCUAAGAGACCUUUCUCCAACUUUCUUUCUCUGCGUGUAUGAGCCCGGAUCCCUUCGUCCCCGCCUCCUUCUCUCUCUCUCUUUCUCUCUCUCUCCUAUUUUGUCCUGGGAGAUUCCUACUCGCGGUGCGAAGCCUUGGAUCCGCUGGAAACCGCAUAGUCUCCGGCACCCUUGGCCGCAUGCUUGUCAGAGGGGGGCCCCGGGAAACACACUCGCUGCCCCUCCAACAAGCGUCCCUCGCUCCCCAUUGGCCCCCCGGUCCCCGCCCCCCACCGCCCCCUCCCGCUCCGCAGCCCCCGAGUGGCGUCAGCACGCCCGCCGGGCGUGGGCUUUAAAUGCCCACUAGCGGGAGCUCAGGCGCUUCUGCCCUGGAGCGCGGUCGGGAGUAAAAUCGCAGGAGUGGGAGGGUAGCGAGCCAGCUGGAUUCCGAGCCGCGGAGCGCGCUGGCUUCGCUCCGCCUGAUGACUCCGGAGCGCGGGUCCAAGCGCCGCCCAUGCAGCACCCCUGAGCUCCGGGGAAGGAGAGUUAAUGAAAAAACACUUAACCGUCUCCGCUGCGGAGAGUCAUGAGCUGUCUGGAUGUUAUGUACCAAGUCUAUGGUCCUCCGCAGCCCUACUUCGCAGCCGCCUACACCCCCUACCACCAGAAACUAGCCUAUUACUCCAAAAUGCAGGAAGCGCAGGAGUGCAAUGCCAGCCCCAGCAGCAGUGGCAGCGGCAGCUCCUCAUUUUCCAGCCAAACCCCAGCCAGUAUAAAAGAGGAAGAAGGCAGCCCAGAGAAAGAGCGCCCACCAGAGGCAGAGUACAUCAACUCCCGCUGCGUCCUCUUCACUUAUUUCCAGGGGGACAUCAGCUCCGUGGUGGAUGAACAUUUCAGCAGGGCCCUGAGCCAACCCAGCAGCUACUCUCCUAGCUGUACCAGCAGCAAAGCACCAAGGAGCUCUGGGCCCUGGCGAGACUGCUCCUUCCCGAUGAGCCAGCGCAGCUUCCCCGCCUCCUUCUGGAACAGCGGGUACCAGGCGCCAGUGCCCCCGGCGCUGGGCAGCCCUCUGGCCACCGCGCACUCGGAGCUGCCCUUCGCCGCCGCCGACCCCUACUCGCCCGCCGCGCUGCAUGGCCACCUGCACCAGGGCGCCACGGAGCCCUGGCACCACGCGCACCCGCACCACGCGCACCCGCAUCACCCCUACGCCCUGGGCAGCGCCCUCGGCGCCCAGGCCGCCCCCUACCCGCGCCCCGCCGCCGUGCACGAAGUCUACGCGCCGCACUUCGACCCGCGCUAUGGGCCGCUGCUGAUGCCAGCCGCCUCGGGGCGCCCGGCCCGCCUCGCAACCGCCCCGGCGCCCGCGCCCGGCAGUCCUCCCUGCGAGCUCUCCGGCAAAGGCGAGCCGGCGGGCGCCGCGUGGGCCGGGCCCGGGGGACCCUUCGCGAGCCCCUCGGGGGACGUGGCCCAGGGUCUGGGCCUCAGCGUGGACUCAGCUCGUCGUUAUUCCCUCUGUGGUGCAUCCCUCCUGAGCUGAUCUGCUGACCCAGGGUUUCCCCUUCCCCUUCCCUUCUGACCAGCCUUGGAGGCUCAGCAUCUGUGCCUCUCACUCCGUGGAUGAGGACAUGGGAGAAGGCAGAGACUUCAGACUUCUCAGUGUGUUGGGAAAACCAAAAACCACAACUACAGAAAUUCAUCUAAAAAUAAGUCCUGCUGCUGAAAGAGCAAAUCCAAAGACUGAGUUAUGUUUAAUGACUUUUGGCCGAAUCACUGGAAAUAUCUGUGGUGAGAUUGCUGAGUCAGGUGAUAUGAUAUCAUAAGCUUUCUUGGAACGGGGGAAAGAAAAUGAAACUUUUUGGUGUGAAUAUUUUUUAUGCUGAUGUGAAUUAUUUUGUUAGGUAGUGUGAUUAUAGCACUACUACUGUCAGAUUUUAAAUUGUAUGUGUACUUGCAUCUAAGACUGUGGUAGAGAAGUAAAGAGAAGUCAAUUCCUUCUUCCUCACCUCUCAGCCUCCAGAUCCCUUCCUCCCCAUCCCUUCCCUACAAUGCCCACUCCAGACACAAAGAUACACUUUUUUCCUUUGGACUGUGAACAUGGAAGCCUCAGCCUGAAUGUGAGUGGCAAGUGGCUUAUCUGGAGCCACCUGCCCAAGUCUUACUAAAAUGCAGCUGUUGUUAGACAACUGUUGAAAACUCCAGAAAUACAUCACCAAAGGUGGCAGUUCUCAGUAUUUGGCAGAACAAUUGCAAUUGCACUGGGUAUAUUAUAUAUAUAUAUGUAUGCAUAUAUAUCAUAUUUUUUACAAGGAACAUUUUAUGAUGAAAGAAGAAACCCUUCUCUGCCUUCUCUCCCACGAAUUCUGUCCCUGUAUCCUCUGGAUGUAAAAAGCAAGGAGAGACCCCAACUGUCUCCAUGGAGAAGAACUAGGAAUCACCACAAGGGGAAGAAAUGUACAUGAAGUCUCCAUUACCUCGAAUUUUUUUCUCAGUCUCACUGGUUGUGAUUUGGUCACUUUAGUGUUGGGACAGGGGAAAGGGUCUGUGCGUGGGCAAAGCUGAAGCUGAUAAGGAAGAAGAGAUGAACAUUAAAGAUGUCUAUUUACUAUGAGCUCACUGUGUUGUUUCAUAAAAAGAAAAUAAAUAACUUAGUUUUUUUCUAGUAGAAUAAAAUAACACAGUAGUAUGAUUUGAUGUCAGUAAUAUUACAUAUAUAUAGAUAGAUAGAUAGAUCUUUCUGUGUUUCCACCGUGUUUGCUGUGCUAUGAAUCUGUUAGCUGUUUCCAUCUCACAUCAACCUUGGAGAAUGAGAAGUUAGGUACCCCUGUCUGUUUUACAGAUGAGAAAAUUGUGGCCUACAGAGGCCAAGGGCUUGCCUGUUAACAUUCAGAAGUUAGAAGCAAAGAUGGUACAAAAAGCACUACCUGGUACAGAUUUAUUAUUUUCCAGAAAAGAUUUAUUGUUACAUGUUUAAUUCUAGACUCAAGACAGUAGAGUCAUCAGUUAAAAGUGUUUUUGAAAUAUUGGCUAUUUUAUAUUUUAAUAAGCUAGGCUAAGAAACCAAAUCUCUCACUAGGCAAAAAAGAUUUUUAAGAAAGAAACUGGUAGUUUUUCCCCUUGUUUCCUCUUGAUACCAAAGUUAUUUCUGUUCUUUCACAAAAGUGCCCAGUAGAGAGAUUUUGUGUGCUGCUCAGAUUACCCUUGUACCUUGUUAACACAUAAAAAUAUUAGUUCAAAUCUUGAUCUUCGUUAUAACAUGAGAGGCAAAUAUAAUUUAUCUUGGAUAAGUCUCAAGAAUUGGAAGCAGUUAAGGGAUCUAACUCACAGCAUGAGCUUGGCAGAGUUCCCCAUACCCUCUUUCUGUCAUUUGGCUACCUGUGAAGUACAUAUGAUCAUUCCAGGAAUAUGGUUUGCACUCUGAUGGAAGGUACUCUAUGAUUAUGUGCAUCACAUGUGAUAACAAUAAUCAUAAUCAUAACUAAUGUUAAUUGUUUAUCACGUACUGGGCACUGAUCUCUAUAGAUUAACUCAUUUAAACCUCACAACAAUUCUGUAUGCUAUUUAUUAUGAUGUUCUCCUUCUUACCUAUUAGAAAACUCAGGCACACAGAGGAGAAAUUAUUUGCCCAGUCAUGAAGCUUGUCAGUGGCAGAGUCAGGCUGCAAACCCAGGUAGCCCCCGUGCAGGGCUGCACUGUUAUUCGCUGCGUGACUGCUUGUCCAGUUCUGAUUUGUCUCUUUGCUCUUCAACGUUGGGCUUAUUUUCUCCACAAUAGAUGCAUAAAGAAAGGAAAAAAGUCAGAGAAGCACAGAUUGAUGAUGCUUUGGUAGAAUUUACAGAAGCCCAAGUCUUAAAGGAACUGUCGUAGGACAUUGUUCAAACUCCAUCAAAUGACACUACUUAGACCAUUCAGUCAGGUACAGCUCUCUAUUCUUCUCCAGGAGGGAAUUAUUAUUGCUUCUCUUAUUCACUUCAGUAUUUAACAGCCUUCACCACUCUGAAAUUCUUCACACCCAACCUAAUCAAGCUGUGUAAGAGUUAGCCUGAGGUUUGGACAUUGAAGCAAUAACUAAAAUUAACUUUGGACUUCUCUGUGGAUUGUUUUAAUCCAUGUUCCACUGGCAUGAAUCCCUAGUAUAUUCAAGUGUAAAUAAAAUGCAUUAAGUCCCA